Molecule: messenger RNA, 841 nt
Organism: Candoia aspera
Lineage: Eukaryota; Metazoa; Chordata; Lepidosauria; Squamata; Candoiidae
Gene: MRPS18A
Product: mitochondrial ribosomal protein S18A
Exons: 6
Coding region: 32-607 (191 amino acids)
Biological process (GO): mitochondrial translation
Cellular component (GO): mitochondrial small ribosomal subunit; ribosome
Molecular function (GO): structural constituent of ribosome; small ribosomal subunit rRNA binding
Source: RefSeq, a predicted model, not a curated record
GCGGAAGCGGAAGCGCCGUAGCGCUUCUAAGAUGGCGGCUCCCAUGGGGUUAUUCUCUCGCUUUACCGCGCUUCUGCCUCGCUUUUUGGGGGGCGCCUGGACUCGGCCUCCGUUUCGCGGACUCCGGCAGGUUGUAGAAACUACUGAAGGGAACACCACAACAAUUGAAGGCAAAAUGAUAGAAGAUGUAGGAAACCCAACUCCUCCAAAUCCUUCUGGUAACUGUCCUAUUUGUCGCUGGAACUUGAAACACAAGUACAAUUAUAUGGAUGUCUUACUGCUAAGUCAAUUCAUAAACUCUAAAGGAGGGAUGAUACCCCGUAGGAUCACAGGCCUUUGUGUGGAAGAGCACAAAAAGAUUGCAGUGUGUGUGCAAAUGGCUCACCGAGCAGGUUUGUUGCCAGAUCAUAAACCUAAACUUCCUGAAGGUUUUGUUCCCAAACCUAAGCAAAUCCUCAACAGGUACAAUACCCGAUACUCUAGCAGGUCUAUGAAACCCAUUUACAAUAAGGGGAGAAAAUGGUGCAAAGUUCCCAUGCCUGUAUCACAUCCAAUUCUUAAAGAUAAUAUUAAUUAUGGAUCAAAGGCCCUUCGUUUUAACCACUGAAGGAGAGUACAGCUUGAGUCAACAGUAGAUGACUACCAUUCAGAGAACCCUGUUUGCAUCAGAAACUCUUGUUCGCUAUUGCGAGUAUUUAGAUGCCCUGCACAGUCUGGAAAAAAAAAAUAGUUGAUGUUGUUGUUGUUUUGCUGGAGCCUGGGAAGGCUAGUUUAACAACCGUCACUUCUAUGGAGGUGUAUCUCAUUUUUGUGUAUAUUCCAAUUAAACUCUUGAGAUUAA